Anolis sagrei ordinatus is the source of this 3119-nucleotide messenger RNA. The record is from RefSeq and is a predicted model, not a curated record. Lineage: Eukaryota; Metazoa; Chordata; Lepidosauria; Squamata; Anolidae.
GUCGGCGCCUUGGUCGGCUUAUAUCAGUCCAGAUGGCAUGUUGCCUCGGAGGAUCUUGGGUGUUGUAGUUUCUCUCUGGUAAACGUGAAGCGCCGGCUGCCUGUAAAAGACUUCAGCUCCCGGCAUGCCGCUAGCGUGAAAGUGUACUGUGAGGCUUGGCUGCCGACGGCGCUCAGCCUGGACUCCAGCCGCUGUUUGUGUGAGUUGGGAUCGGCGCGAGCUGCGUUUCUGCCGGAGAGCAGCAGAAUGGAGGGCACAUGUUUGCGGAGAAGAAGAGGCGGCCCAUACAAAACAGAACCUGCCACAGACUUAACUCGCUGGCGCUUGAGUAAUGAGGAGGGACGGCAGUGGUGGCGAUACGUGGCGGAUGGCGAGAAUUGUGACCGGGAGCAAACUGGACUGGAGGCACACUCUCUUGGACUGGACACUAGUAAGUUCUUCCCAGUCUUGCCCAAGGCACACACAGCUCUGGAGGCAGCGAUAAAUGGGGUGCAAUUCUACUCAGGAUUACAGACGGAGGAUGGCCACUGGGCUGGGGACUAUGGAGGACCUCUCUUUCUGUUGCCAGGGCUCCUCAUCACCUGCCAUGUUGCCAAGAUCCCGCUGCCAGAGGAAAGCAAGAAGGAAAUGGUUCGCUACUUGCGCUCAGUUCAGCUCCCAGAUGGAGGAUGGGGCCUGCAUAUUGAAGACAAAUCCACGGUGUUUUCUAUUGCUCUCAACUACACUGCCAUGAGAAUUCUUGGGGUCAGUCCCGAUGAUCCAGAUCUGGUGCGGGCUCGAAACAACCUCCAUAGCAAAGGUGGUGCUGUGAAAAUCCCUUCCUGGGGUAAAUUUUGGUUGGCUGUCUUGAAUGUCUACAGCUGGGAAGGAAUGAACACUCUUUUUCCUGAGAUGUGGUUGUUUCCUUCGUGGAUGCCAGCACAUCCUUCCACUCUGUGGUGCCACUGCCGCCAGGUUUACCUCCCCAUGGCCUACUGUUACGGCAGACGCCUGAUUGCAGAAGAAGAUGAACUGAUCCUGAGCCUCCGGCAGGAGCUCUAUGUGCAAGACUAUUCUACUAUUGACUGGCCAGCACAAAAGAAUAAUGUUGCUCCAGGGGAUAUGUAUACCCCGCAUAGUUGGCUUCUUACAGUGACCUAUGCAAUACUGAACACCUAUGAGAGAUUCCACAGCACAAGUCUGAGACAGCACGCUAUGGAAGUGCUGUACGACCACAUCAAGGCUGACGAUCGAUUCACCAAGGCCAUCAGUAUUGGCCCAAUUUCUAAAACAAUCAAUAUGCUGGUUCGCUGGUACGUGGAAGGAGACAAGUCUCCUGCCUUCCAAGAACAUGUGUCCAGAAUCCCUGACUACCUCUGGCUGGGACUUGAUGGCCUCAAAAUGCAGGGCACCAAUGGAUCACAGCUUUGGGAUACAGCAUUUGCUGUCCAAGCCUUUUUGGAGGCAGGUGCCCACAAGAAGCCCGAAUUUAACUCUUGUCUUUUACAUGCUCAUGAGUUCUUCAGGAUCACUCAGAUUCCAGAUAACCCUCCUGAUUAUGAGAAGUACUACCGUCAGAUGAACAAGGGUGGGUUUCCCUUCAGUACACGUGACUGUGGCUGGAUUGUGGCUGACUGCACAGCAGAAGGAAUGAAGUCAGUGAUGCUCCUGCAAGAGAAAUGCCCUUUCAUCAAGGACCACAUUCCACCCAGCCGCCUCUUUGACGCUGUGAAUGUGUUGCUGAAUAUGCAAAAUGCUGAUGGUGGCUUUUCUACCUAUGAAACAAUGCGCGGAGGCUGGCUGCUGGAGCUACUGAAUCCUUCUGAAGUCUUUGGUGAUAUUAUGGUGGAUUAUACCUACGUAGAGUGUACAUCAGCCGUAAUGCAAGCGCUGAAGCAUUUCCAUGAGCGCUUCCCUGAACAUAGGACAUUGGAGAUCAGAGAGGUGCUCCAAAAAGGCUUGCAGUUUUGUCGGAGAUUGCAGAGAACUGAUGGCUCCUGGGAAGGGUCCUGGGGUGUGUGCUUCACCUAUGGUAUGUGGUUUGCAUUGGAAGCUUUCGCUUGUAUGGAGCACACCUACCAUGAUGGAGUGGCCUGCAAAGAAAUAUCCCGGGCUUGUGAAUUCUUGAUCUCCAAACAGAUGGAAGAUGGUGGUUGGGGCGAGGACUUUGAGUCUUGCGAACAGCGCACAUAUGUUCAGAGUGCCACUUCCCAGGUCCACAACACUUGCUGGGCUCUCUUGGGACUCAUGGCUGUACGGUAUCCUGAUGUCAAAGUCUUGGAAAAGGGGAUCAAAGUUUUGAUUGAUAAGCAGCUGCCAAAUGGGGACUGGCCCCAGGAGAACAUUUCUGGAGUAUUCAACAAAUCCUGUGCUAUUAGCUACACUUCCUACCGCAACGUUUUCCCCAUCUGGACCCUGGGACGCUUUUCUCAUCUCCAUUGCACCAGCCCUCUUGCUGGCAAACUAUCAAGUGAGGCCUUAAAGAAUGGAGAGGGGUGCCUGGCCGGAGGAAAAGCAAAUGGACAGCGUUUCCCGUUUGCGUCUUCCUAAGCUGGGGCUUUUAUUACCACUGGCAAAGAUAUGUGAAUGGCCCAUCUCCCUGAUAUUUUUUUCCUAAUUUCUAAAUGACAUGACACCUAAAGGGUACCUAGAAGGCUCUGUCUCACAGAAUCAGCAAGGAGGGAGAAGAGAAGAGGAGUCUCUAGACAUUUCCUUGUCAUUGAGCAUCCUCUUGUUCUUACUGUAGUUGCGCACAGCAUACAAAGAGAAUUUGAUGCCUGGAAACAUUCACACCUCAGCAGGCUUCCUUCUGCUUCUGGAGAAUAAAUGGGCCACUCCAUCUUCCUUGGUGAGGCCAAUUUGUUCUCCCAGAUGAACUGAUAGAGUUGGAGCUUUGUCCAGUCCCUCAACCACCAGAUUCCACUAACAGGGUGUUACAUGGAGCUGAUGAUCCCUAGAGUGCAACCUUAGAGUCCACACCUCUGAUUUUGCUGUUUGAUGGACACUGAACUCUACUCACGUGACACAGUAUACAGAUGAUACUGAGUAGGCCUCAUGCUGCCUGUCCAACAUAUGAUGAUUCUAAUGUGUGAUUAUAACUUUACAUCAUUGAUGUGAAUAAAGAGAAUUUUGUCAUGGUU